AUGUAUAUCGGAGACAGGAAGUCAUUGGACGACCGGGAGCAGCACUUGGAGGAGUGGUGCCGACUUUUGGAGUUUGAUACCCCCAUGGCGACUGCGGAGGAGUCAGAGGCGGACAAAGAACCUCCCAUGCAGCCUUCCCCAUGCCCUCGUUUUCCGUGUGACACGUGUUUUCACACGUUCGCUACGCGAGGGGCUGCUGCGAACCACAUGAGGGUAUGCCGGGCGGCUGAGGCGGAGAGGCGCGCGCAGGCACUUGGCUCGACCCCGUCACUGGUGGAGACCGACACGCAGGAGCGACCGACGCCGCGGGAAUUUGGGGACGAGGCGUGGGCCGGGGUUACGUCUUGGGAAUGGGAAGCAUUUUUAAGUGUGGAGGCGGUUGGAGGGAGGACAGUGCGCCGGAUCCCACAGCGGGCUCGGUCGGGGGUCUUAGACGCGCUCUGUUGCGUCUUAAAGCGUUUGAAGAGCCGGCCGGGGGAUGAAGCCGCUACCCUACUACUCUUGGCUUUUCCGCGCCUCAUCCUAGCCGUGCCUCCCAAGCCAGGCAUAGGACAGAAGGCGCUGAUCAUAGAGCGGUUGGGGGCGUUUUGGGAGGGGAGGUGGCGGGAGCUGUUCGACUCCGCCAUGGUGGCGGCGCGGCCAGCAGUACGCCCACUUGCCUACACUUGCUCUGACCAGGACCCGGAUGCCAUCCGCAUGUCACGGUGCCGAUCUCGGUGUAAAGUGGGAGAGUGGAGCCGCGGAUUGGCUUGCCUUACGGCAGGGGAGUUGGCCCGGCCGUCUGAGGCCAUGGUGCAGUCGCUGCGAGAGAAGCACCCUGCUAGCACUAGCGAGGUACCACAGUGGGUCCGUGAUUUCACCGUCGAUGCUCCUCAGCGGCCUCCACUCACGGCCGACAUCCUGGCCAGAACUAUCCAUACAGCCGCUCGCGCUUCAGCAGCAGGGCCAUCGGGGUGGGUCACGGAGCAUCUGCGCGACACCUUCCUCACUGAACCUUCCUGCCUUUCCCACCUGUUGGAGGUGUUCAACCAAUGGGUGGCGGGACAGGUCCCCGAGCGGGCUCGGCCCUGGCUCGCCGCAUCCAACCUAGUUGGGCUUUCCAAGCCUAACGGCGACGUCCGGCCGGUCGCGAUUGGGGAAGUGCUUCCGCGUAUCCUUGCUCGAGCUCUCUGCAUCUCGCUCCGCCCUGCGAUGGCUUCCUACUUUCUGCCGUGCAACCAGCUGGGAGCGGGCACCAGGGCCGGGGUAGAGAUUCUUACCCAUUCUUUCCGGUCAGCGCUGGCUACUCACCCCGACUGGUGUGCGCUGCAGAUAGAUGUCGCGAACGCUUUCAAUUCGUUUCACCGUCAUGCGAUGUUUGAGGGGCUGCGGGAGUCGCCUUUCUCAGGGUUGAUCCCAUUCUUACGUGUUUUCUACGGGACACCUAGCGAUCUGUACCUCCGAGCGGGCCCUUUUGUACAGAGCCUUGAGUCGGCACGAGGAUCGCGGCAGGGGGACCCGCUCGGCCCUUUUCUUUUCGCGUUCACGCAGCAGCAGGUGAUGGAGUCGGUGACUAGAGAGUUCAGGGACCUACUUUUCCUGAGCUACGCAGACGAUACCUAUAUCCUGGGACCGGCGGCUAGGAUUCUAGAGGCGUUUGGGGUGCUGCGGGAGCGGUUGGAAUGGGUGGGGCUGGAGGUGCAGGCGCACAAGUGCCGGUUUUGGGAGCGCGAGGGCGGGGAUGUGGAGCUGGCAUUGCCAUUGGGGAUGCAGCGGGUGGAGGAGGGUCUCACUGUGGUGGGUGUGCCUAUUGGGGAGGAGGGUUGGGAGGUGACCCGGUUACGGGAGCGGCUUAGACAGUUGCAGGCGCCAUUGCCAUGGCUCCCCCUACUCGACCACCCCCAGAUGGCUUCACAUCUCCUCGCCAUUGCAGUUUCAGCACGGCCGAUGUACCUGGCCCGGACUAUGCCGCCGCGUCCGGAGGUGGUGGAGGCCUUCAGGGAUUGGGAUAGCUGUCUGGAGGAUUGCUUUGAGCAGCUUUUCCCACCUGGCACUUGGGAGCAUGACCCCGACCGGUCUAGGCGCGCGCGCAUGCAGCCUGCAUCUCCCUGUGCGACUCGGAGGGCCGCGCGUGAUAUUGCACAGUUGGGGGUGGCGGGCGAGGAGGCGAUGUUUGCAGAGUACCUCACCACUUCGGCAGGGGCGGAGUUUCUUGACCCGUGGUUUGCCAAGGCUCUUGAGCAGCUGCCUGCGACUAUACGCCAGGAGAUGCCGGGCUUACCUCUGUGCGUAGCGGCCCCUCCUCUUCGGCUUUUCCAGGCGCGGCAGUGGUUGUUGGCGGUAGAGGAGCUCCAGACACUGCGUCGCUCGGCUCGUGACGAUGCCACCCUGGCCCGUUUCACAUCCCUUCAGGGCCCGGGGGCUGGUGCAUGGGUUUCGGCGGUUCCGGCUCACUCAGAUCUCACAUUCACUGCGGCGGAGUGGGGCAUUGCUGCUGCUAUACGGCUCGGGCUCCCAAUUCAGCAGCUGCAGGUGGCGGGGAGGUGUGUUUGUGGCACAGCAUAUGUUGACUCAGCAGACCCGCAUCAUGCCCUGAGAUGCAAGCACCAGCAUGGUCCAUCUCGGGUACAUGAUGAGGUGAAGUUUGCGGUGGCGAAGAUCUCUAAGGCGUCUGGGGGGGUGGUGACAAUGGAGGAUAGUGUGGUGCUGCAGGGGAAGCGGGUUGAUGUGGCGGUGCGACGACCAAUGGCUGGAGAGGCUCACGCCCUGGAGAUCAGCGUCGCGGACCCGCUAUCGCUGUCUCCAUCUUUGCUAGGACAGUGCGGGCGUCAAAUAGGCGUGGCGGCAAGAGAAUGGGAGCGUCGUAAAACGAGCGAUUACGCGCCUCUGCUUGCACGCAACCGGGGCGUGCAGUUCACUCCUCUGAUAGUGGAGACGUGGGGGUGUCUCGGCGGUCGCUUUCGGAGGUGGCUUCGUCAGCAGGGAGAUGCGCACGUGGGGCUAGCUGUGUCGCGGGGGGCUUGUCGGGAGGACGACACUGUGUUUUCGGCUUAUCUUCUAGGGUCACUGAAGGCGCUCAUCGGGGUGGCGUUGCAACGUGCGCAAGCCCGUGUCAUCCUGCUUCGAGCGGCGUCUUCUAUGGGGGGGAUUAACGUUGACUUGGUGGACCGGGAGUGGGACGAUGGCGAUGCGGAAGGCGGGGCUCUCUGGGUGGAGGCCCCGUACAUGGUGGAUUCGCUGUUGUGA
Closterium sp. NIES-65 is the source of this 3225-nucleotide messenger RNA. The record is from the annotation of a GenBank genome assembly. Lineage: Eukaryota; Viridiplantae; Streptophyta; Zygnematophyceae; Desmidiales; Closteriaceae.